Messenger RNA from Nilaparvata lugens (brown planthopper), 8891 nucleotides. It is a transcript of the gene Vinc, whose product is annotated as vinculin. Lineage: Eukaryota; Metazoa; Arthropoda; Insecta; Hemiptera; Delphacidae. Gene Ontology annotation, molecular function: actin filament binding; structural molecule activity. Gene Ontology annotation, biological process: cell adhesion. Gene Ontology annotation, cellular component: actin cytoskeleton. Bases 172 to 3183 code for a protein of 1003 amino acids. The record is from RefSeq and is a predicted model, not a curated record. The transcript has 22 exons.
GCUGCCUUCAGUUUGUUUGUGCCUUCUGCUUCAGCUUGUCGUUUGUCGACACUGUUUUUAUUUUUAGUACUGUGUACAGAGUCGUGUUAUCCGUGUUUCUUGAUUUUCUUUAGAUUUUCUGUUUUAUUUGUUUCACUACAUAAUUUCUGGAUUGUAAAAUAACUCUUCAAAAUGCCAGUCUUCCACACUAAAACGAUAGAAAGUAUUUUAGAACCAGUCGCACAACAAGUAUCGCGGCUGGUUAUUCUACAUGAAGAGGCUGAAGAUGGCAACGCUAUGCCUGAUCUUGAACGACCUGUACAGGCCGUCAGUCAAGCUGUUACUAAUCUUGUUAAGGUGGGGAGAGAGACCAUCAAUAGCAGUGAUGAUAUGAUCCUGAAGCAAGACAUGCCGACUGCCCUGCACAGGGUAGAGAGCGCCUCCAAAUUGCUCGAAGAAGCGUCGGCCAUGUUGAAAAUGGACCCCUAUUCCGGACCUGCCAGAAAGAAACUGAUAGAAGGCUCGAGAGGCAUCUUGCAAGGAACAUCAUCCCUGCUGCUCUGUUUCGACGAAUCAGAAGUGAGGAAAAUCAUCAGAGAAUGUAAAAAGGUGCUGGACUAUCUGGCUGUUGCCGAAGUAAUCGAAACAAUGGAAGAUCUUGUGCAGUUCCUCAAAGAUCUCAGUCCAUGUCUUAGCAAGGUAUCACGUGAUAUUGGCGCUCGCGAAAAAGAACUUACACAUCAAGUCCAUCGUGAGAUUCUUGUCAGAUGUCUCGAUCAAGUCAAGACUCUUGCUCCAAUUUUGAUUUGCAGUAUGAAGAUAUUCAUACACAUCAUUUCUGAAGGCGGCAAGGGAGCAGAGGAAGCAGCUGAAAACCGUAACUACUUGACGGCGCGCAUGACCGACGAACUGCAGGAGAUAAUCAGAGUGCUGCAGUUGACCACCUAUGACGAGGACGAGUGGGAUGCCGACAAUCUCACUGUCAUGAAGAAGGCGCAGAGUGCCAUUCAGAGCAAGAUGCGAUCGGCCAAGGACUGGCUUGAAGACCCACUAGCGCUGCGAGGCGGAGUGGGCGAGAAAUCAGUGAGGCAGAUCCUAGAGCAUGCAAUGGCUGUGGCCGACCGCGCACUGCCCAGUGACCGCGAGAACAUCAGGAAGCUGUGUUCGGAUGUCACCACCAUGACUGAGGCACUCUGUGAACUCAGGCAGGAAGGGAAGGGCACUACGCCACAGGCGGAAAGCCUAGCCCGCGGCAUCCAGGAGAAGAUCGGGUCGAUUUGUCGUGCGGUGUCUUCUGCGGUGUCGAACAUGGACAAGAGUGGCGCGCAGCUGAUGCAGCCGGCGCACACGGUGAGUGGCCGCCUCGAGCAGGCCGAGCGCUGGCUGGCCAAUCCGCAGCGAGACGACCGAGGCCUCGGGCAGCGCGCCAUUGCGCUCAUUGUCGACGAGGGCAAGAAGGUGGCCGAUGGACUCCCUGGUGUGCAGAGGGCAGAAAUUCUGACACUCUGUGAUCAGGUGGAUCGUCUAUCAAGACAGCUGAGUGACCUAUGCAGGAGGGGUAUGGGAAAUACACCACAAGCUCAGGAAACUGCCAGAGCUCUGUCGCAAAAACUGCAUGAGCUGAAGGAGCGAAUCCAGAACGCCGUCGUGAACAGAGUUGUUGAGGACUUUGUUGAUAUUGCAACACCACUCAAACAAUUCACCGAGGCUGUACAUGUGCCUGAAGGUACGCCAGGUCGUGACGUAAACUUCAACGACAAGGCGGCGGCGCUGAGCGACUGGUCGCGGCGGGCGGCGAGAACAGGGCGCCUGGUGGCGGCGAGCGGCGGCGGCGGCAACAACAAGAAGCUGUCAGAGGCGCUGGCAACGGCGGCCGGCCGCGUCGAGUCGCUCACGCCACAGCUGGUGAACGCCGGUCGCAUCCGACUCAACUACACGCACAGCAAGGCGGCCGAUGAACACUUCAGCAACCUCAGCGCACAGUAUGCCGACUCCGUCAACCAGGUGCGCGCGCUCUGUGACGAGGCUGUCGAUGCCGAGCAUUUCAUCAAGAUAUCUGAGGAGCAAAUGCAGAAGUACACGAUCCUGUGCGAGGAUGACAUCCGCAAUCACGAGCCGCAGAAGUUCGUGGAGCACACGAAGGCGAUCGCGCGGCUCGCGAACCGCGUGCUGCAGGUCGCCAAGCAGGAGGCUGACAACUCGGAGGAUCCCGCAUUCAUCGCCAACGUCAACCGCGCCGCCGACAUUCUCAGAUCUGAAAUAACAAACAUGGUUCAAGACGCGAAGGCAGUUGCAAUGAAUACUCACGACCACAACGCUGUUGCUAGGUGGAGAGAUGCUAAUCAUGCUUUGCUGAAAUCAGUUGGCAGAGUAAGAUCAGCAGUGACCGUUGUACCAGACAUCUAUAAACUCAGGCUGAACGAUGACUUGGACAGAGAGAUUUUGCCGGAAUUCCCCCCUCCGCCCGCACCCAUAGCUUAUGCACAACAAGACGAUUCGCCGUACCAGAUGUUCAAUGAUAAUCUCUAUUUGGAAAAAGAAGUGGCUCCACCGCGACCCCCCCUGCCCGGAGGCGAUCUACCCCCUCCCCGUCCACCCCCACCAGAGACAGACGACGAGGAUGACAUGUUCAUGCACGCGCCGCAGCCCAAUCAGCCGAUCAUGAUGGCAGCGCACGGCCUUCACCAGGAGGUGCGGCAGUGGUCGUCGAAGGACAACGAGAUCAUAGCGGCAGCGAAGAAAAUGGCGCUGCUGAUGGGCCGCCUCAGUCAGCUGGUGCGGGGAGAGGGAGGCACCAAGCGCGACCUGAUCGCCUGCGCCAAGGCCAUUGCUGAGUCCUCCGAGGAGGUCACGCGCCUCGCCAAGGAGCUGGCGCGCGAGUGCACCGACAAGCGCAUGCGCACUAACCUGCUCCAAGUUUGCGAAAGAAUUCCAACAAUUGGUACCCAACUGAAAAUCUUGUCUACUGUGAAAGCUACAAUGUUGGGCGCUCAAGAGACGCUGCCACGUCACGAAUUGGCUGAACUGCAAGGCGGCACUGAAGAGGACCAAGAAGCGACGGAUAUGUUGGUUGGAAAUGCGCAGAACCUGAUGCAGUCUGUGAAGGAGACAGUGCGCGCUGCUGAGUCGGCCUCCAUCAAGAUCCGCACCGACGCCGGAAUCAGGCUGAGAUGGGUCAGGCGCCAGCCCUGGUACAGCUACUAGAGUCAUUACAUCUGAAGUUUCCGAUAAAAUCGUCAAAUUCUUCAGAAUACAGAAGCAAUCUUCAAUGAUCUUCCUAUGAAACCUCUGGUAUCAGAAAAUAUCAACAGUCUCAUGUACAGUUAAAUACGUGAGUCUUCAAAGUAGAUGCUGAACUUGUCUACAACAUCAAGUAACAUCGAUAUUUUGCUAGAAUCAUCUUCAAUAUCAUCAUCAUCAUCAUUUACUUAAUCAUAUCAUCAUCACAAUCAUAUUCAUCAUCAGAAUCAUACUUAUCAUCCAUGUCGUUGUUACCAUAAAUAUCGACAAAAAAUCAUGAGAAUGUAAGGAAUACUAGAAAAUGAACUGCCUCUUAUAAUCAAACUUGACCUUUGGUCAGGUUUUAAAAUAUAUACGGCUAGAUCGUUGAUCAAAAAUUGAUUAGCCUUUUUACAGCUGGCUAUUAGAAUUUAUUGCACUGUGGAAUCUCCUGGGUAAAUAAUGCUUAAGCUUACUCUUGAACUUACUCAAAUGAGCUGGAGAUUCAGACAUUGAUUCUGAUUAAUCAGGAUAAAUACAAAUAUAACCACCCAACAACUUAUGGGAAAACUCUUCCUAGAUAACUGAAUCAUGGAGAAUUCAUUGGAAAUAAAUGUUAAAAGAAUCAUUGGAUUAUUCAAUCUCAUAGCAGAAACAUAUAUAACCAAGAAAAGUAUAUUUUCAAAACCGAUUUAAUAUUUUAUGUACAUAAAUAAGUAGCGUAAUAAAAACGAUUAAAAAUGAAAUGAUACUCAAUUGCCCGUACUCAGGUAUUUUGGAGUACUAUAGCAAAUUAUAUGAAACAUAUUUAUUUUGAAAAGAGUCUAUUUAGGAUGCAUGUGAAGGGAAUACAUUUUUUAGAAUGUACAUAAACAUGAAAUCUAUCUAGUUAGUGCCUGCAAUAUUAGGAAGCUUUUAUUAGACUAUGAUUGUUCUUGCUGGAAGUGAUAAAUUCAAUUUCACGCAAUUAUUGAUUGUAUGCAAUUAUACGCAAUUGUGAUUUUUAUAAUAACUUGUAAAAUGCUGGUAGGCAUAGUUUAAGGAGUGUUAUUCGAAUCAGGCACCUUUUCCUUCUCAACAUAAAAUUUGUAUCACAGAAUAGAUAUCCAAUGUUAUCAGUUUUUUCAUGCAGAUUCGGGAUUGAAAAAAAAAUGUUACUAAGUCAAUAUUCUAUAUAAUUUUGUUUUCGAGUUCAGAGUGACACAAACAAUUCUUGUUGGUUCGGAAGCCACCUUGAAUAUUAUACCCACAAUUUUCUCAUUAAUGUGACACCUACGGUGAAGUUGAAUUAUCCUUAUCUUCCCAUCACAUCUAGCUGUUAGAUUAAAUAAUCACAAACUUCAAUGUUGGUGAAAUUGAAUCUAUCAUCUUCCAUGGUAAAUAUGCUGGAACAUUAUAAAAAAUGAAUUAACAAUUGAGACUAUGUUAUCGAUGAAUAUUUUCAAUAUUAUUUCUCAAUUGACGAAAAAACAAUCAUCCCCAAUAGUGCUUAAAUAAUGUGAAUGCUCAAUAAUGCUGACUGAUAUACAAAUCAAUGCUUUCUAGGUUAAAAUGAUUAUGAAUUUAAAAAAUUCCUAUUUUGUAUACGGUUUGUCGUUAUUUUAAGAAUGAAUUUAUUAAGAAUGCUUGUUAAGAUGUAGGGAUAUGGUCGAUAACUUUGAAUGAAAAAACACGUUUUAUUGGAAUAUUUCCUUGAGAGAUAGCUUCAAUUGAAGCUACAGCUUAUAUUGGAAUUAUUAAACACGUAUUGAGAUGAAUUCACUUCAACUUAUGCUUUUCUUGUGGGGAAAAUGCAUUCAAUUUGUAUUACCUCAAUAUUGAUGUAUUUGUAUUGAUGGCAAUUCUUUUGAUGACUUAUAAUCUAUGGUGCUCUAUGUAACAGAUUUUUAUGUAACUCCUAUAUCAUUUUAUAGUGGUUCGUUGUUUUUGAAAAAUGUGUAAGAGAAAUUCACAGGAUAGCUUUUACAAUAAUUAUUAAUCUCGAACUUUUUGCCAAUAUUGUUAUAAUUGUAGGUUUUCCAAAUUGUAUUGUUUCAAAUCGGGCAAACAAAUCAAAGUUUCGUAUAUUCUGCAAAACCCAUAUAUGGGAAGUGCUUUAGAUACUUCAGGUCCAAAAUUUUGAUGCUUUAAAACUUUAGAAAUAGUACAUUGAUAACACCAAAACUUGUUAGCUUCUAAUAAUUUCUGGUAUGGUAGCCUAAUUUACAAGGCACAUCUACAUUUGUAUUUUCAAUGAAUUUUGUAUAUCAAGAGAGGUAUUUUAUAUUUUCCCUGAAGUGGAGAAGUGAAUGUAUUUGGUAAUUAUUUGUGUCUUGUUAUCAGAGAAGAACUAUUUCAGCUUUCUCCUUAAGUACCUCAUUCUCAUCCUCCAUUAUUUUUGGGAUAUCUUAUUCAUCUUAGAAUAACCUUUAAUCAUUCUUUGCCCUUCGCAUUUAAUUCACUAUGAAUGUUAAUAGUGAAUUCCAUUAGUUUGGAGACUUCUAUAUGAUAUAUUUUCUGAUAUUAUUCGUGAAAAACUCGUCUUUUUUAUUUUUCUGAUUACUUAGUGCAGGUUGAUUUCAAAUGGAUAUAACUUGAUUUAUCAAAACAGGAUGUUGUGCAGUAUAUUUUUGUUAAAACUUCUGUUUUUUUCUUUUUUGUAUUUUUGUACAAUAUUGUGUUAUAUUCUGCAACAAUUAUGUGUUCAUUUCAUAAUAUAAUAUGUAGUCCCGAAAGACAACUCCACUAGUUUUUAUUGUUAUGUUAGUUUAUCCUGUAUUCAUUAGUUUUUAGGAUAUUGUUGUUAAUAAUCUUUACAAUCUUCUAUUUAAUAUCAAUUAUUUAUUACAGAAGUUGAUUAUUUUAAUUAUUAUAUCUUGUAGCUUCCAGUAAACCAGUAUUUUUAAUAUAUUUGUGCCAUAAAUAAACUAAUAUUAUUGAUAAUUUAAAAAGAAUUGAUUCAAUGUUUUCAAGCUUUUAAAAAAAUUAUUCAAAGAUUUAUUCAACAUAGUAAAUUCCUUCAUUUUAUCACUUUAUCAAUUUUAAAAAAUCAUAGUUAUUUGCUAAUUCAGACUGGCUUUAUUGUUCUACUAAUAUUUUCUCAUGAUUUUGAUAGUGAUGCCAGUAUUAAACUUAAAUUUUAUUAUUUAUAAUUAUUACUCCAUAGUAUUAUUUUGUUGUUUCUUGUUUCUGAGUAGUCAAUAAGAUAAUAAUCAUUGUUAUUAAUUAUUAUUCACACUCAUUAAUUUUAAUAAUCGUUGUUUGUUGUAAUUUUUUAAUGUGUUGAAUAUUCAGUUAUAUUUGUAACUACUAAUUUAUUAAUAAUUUUUAUAGUUAUAUAAUAUCUAACUCAAUUGUAAAUUUGCAAUGUAAUAAUAUUAUAUUUAUCACUGGUUCCAUUGGUUAUUUUAUCAAUUGUUAAACAAAAACAUCACUUUUACACUGGUUUAAUAUAUACAUGGAGUUCAUUAAAAAUCAGUUAAAUAUAAAUAUAAAGAUUACAUAUUUCUCUAUUCAAUUUCAAAUCAAAUCGGUUGUAACUCAAUGGAAGAUUUUAUUUUAUUAUUUUAAUCUUUUGCAUUAGGUUUUUUUAGAUUCAACUAAUUCAAGUUUCUUAAUCAAUUCCAAUUAUUCAAGUAAAUUUUUCAAUUGAACAGUUUUACUCAUUCCUGUUCAAUGAUUUUAUGAGUUUAUCGUUGAUUCUAAUAUAAGAAUUUAACCUUUAUAAUAUUAUGUUGUGAUUGUUAUGAUAUUUUGGUUGUUUUUCAUAAAAUUACUUAUAAUUUAGUUGUUCUGCUAAUAUCAUUUUUUGAAUUGUUCAUAAGAUGGAAGGAAGACUAGAUUUUUAUCAACAAAAAAUAUGUUAUUUGCUAGUUAAACUCAGCAUAAUCAACGAAUAUAGUUGUUUUUAUGGAGAGAGUCUACCAUAUGCGGACUACCAACAAUUGCCUUUUUUUAUAAUAUUAUUUAUUCCAUUUUCUCACUUGCAUUUUGCAUUAUUUUGUAACUUAUUUUAACUUCCUACUCAUGUUUGAUGCAAUCCUUUCUUUGUAUACCUACAAUCCCAAUCCACAUAAUUCAUCAUUUAAUAUACGUUUUCUUUAAUAAACCUAUAUUUGUAUUUUUAUGACUGACGAAUGUCCUAUGAAAUCGUUUGUGAUAAAAGCAAUAGCCUAUUUUAAAGUCAAUUUUAGAAUAAUAGAAGGUUAAUUGAAUUCCAAUUGGUGGCUUAAGAAUUUGAAGUUGAUAUUUGUAUCUGGUGGAUCAUUGAUCUGUAUCAUUUUUAUAAUUUGUAUCAAUUUGUUACCUAUCAGUUUAUUGUCUUUGGUAGUUCGAAACCAAAUGAAAUAGUUGGACCAUCAUUUUCCUUGAACCAAGAUGAAUGUACAGAGAAUUUGACAUGCUGUACCUAAAAUUGUAUCAUUAAAAGUCAAUGAGUCGAAUCAAUCAUUGAAUAAAAAGCAGAUUUCAUAUCUUAUCAGUUACAGUUUUAAUUUCCAAAAUAAAUCAAUGUAUGUAAAGCCUAUGAUUUGAUUUAACUCCAACUGUAUCAUUCUAUUUUCAAAUUGCCAAUGGUUAAAGGUUAGUCUUUUAAACGCUUUAAUCACUGAAUCUUAUUCACUAGUCACCAAUUGGAAUCAUUUCCUAGACUCCUAGGAUAUUUACAAUGUUUAUAUAAACAGCUAAUAUUAUAUUAUAGAAUAUUAAUGCACUGCUUGCACGUUAUAGAACAAUCGUUUGUAAAUAGUUACAUAGAUCUAUAUUGUAACUUGAAUAUUUAUAAUAUAAUGAUAUUAAUCAAAUAGUCAGUCGUAUUGCAAUCAGUAGAUAUUAUAAUAAUUGUUAUGAAAACUUCACUUGUAAUCUAUUAGAACGUAAAUAGUCUUCUAUUUUCAUAUUUGAAGUCCAUUAUGAUUGAAUUGAAGCUAAUUUUAAGUUAUAAGACAGAAUCAGUAAAAAAGGGGAUCUGCUUGAGUCUCUCAAGCAUUUCUCCUGUUCAUUUCCUUGUUAUAAUAUAAUUUGUUGAUUUCCAGAUUAUAUAUUCAAUUUGGUAUUUUUCUAGAAUAUCUAAAAUUACAGGAAAAUCUGUAUAUUUAAGUGACUACUCCUUUUGCCUGCAAAGCUCUUUGCUCGUAAUAAACUGACUGACCAUUUUUUAGAGUUAUCCAUAAUUAACUAUAUUUCAUUGUUUAAAUCUGUGUACUUACAUCCAUGUUAGAAAACGUUAUAUUGUUGCUUUAUCAUAUAUUUUUAUUUGUUAUAUAUUGAUUCAAUGUUAAAUGUUGUUACAGAGUACAUAAUGAAUCUGCAAAGUAAUAUAUCAGUGAAUAAAUAACUGAAAACAAUAUUCUGAGUUCUUUUCUAUUUUUAAACACGAGACGUUGUGUACGGUUUUCUACUUUUUGAGUUUUCACAAAGUUUUAAUUUUAAUUAUUUAUUUUGAAAUUACUAACCUACCUAAAAUAUAUGAAUUAUUUUGAAAUAAAUAUCUUGUUUGUUUGUUGAAUACACACAGUACUUCAAUGUCUCGCAGUUCACAAAAUAUUGUCAAAUACUUGCACUAAUUCUUUAAACCUCAGACUUUAUUCUUGCAGAAAUUUGUGAUUGUAAUAACUUAGAUUGAAAAUAACUUAUUCAUCGAAUUGUGGAAUAGUUAAUAACAUAUUGAUUGGAAAUUAUAUAUUUAGUAAUAAUAAAAUUUAUUUAUUUAAAGU